Messenger RNA from Fusarium oxysporum Fo47, 624 nucleotides. RefSeq lists its product as uncharacterized. The coding region runs from base 1 to 624 and encodes 207 amino acids. The transcript has a single exon. Lineage: Eukaryota; Fungi; Ascomycota; Sordariomycetes; Hypocreales; Nectriaceae. The record is from RefSeq and is a predicted model, not a curated record.
AUGGCCAUCCCUGCGCCAUGUAGUAUCUUCUGCUCUUUUGAGGGUGUCGUACUCAGUAUAACAGCCAUCCACAUAGUUCUCACCACCUUGUGGAACUGGAUAUGUGGACCCGCUACUCCUACACCAGAAGAGCUUAUACGAUCAAGACGCGGAAAUCAUGCCGGUCGAUCGGCCGUGAACAGAGUAGCUGAAGCUGCUCCCCGGCCAGCCGCUGACAAGCACCCUUACCAUAGGCCUUGUCACAGCUGGUGGUGGUAUGCUAUGGCCUUAUGGCCAGCCCGUGAUGACCUUCUUCGUAAGCCUCGUCGCAAAUGGUGGUGGUACAUUUUGGCCCUGUGGCCAGCUCGUGAUGACCCAGGUCGGCGGUUCAUUCUGACCACGGCCUGGUCCAUCAGUAUACUCACCUUCAUUUUCUUCUUGCGUGAGAUAUCUCCGGACAUUUAUCAGGGUCAUGUUCGAUUCUUUACGAUUCUCUCGUUUCUGGCACUCGAAGUCGGACGCGCCGCUUACUUCUACCAUCUCUUGAAAGACUGCUCUAUUCUUGUUCAAGAAGUAUGCAUUGGUCUCAUGGGUCAUGUCACUGGUGGUUUCUGCCGCCUCGGCAGUCUAUUCGCCGUUCCCUGA